Dendronephthya gigantea is the source of this 3460-nucleotide messenger RNA. Its product is annotated as N-acetylated-alpha-linked acidic dipeptidase 2-like. Lineage: Eukaryota; Metazoa; Cnidaria; Anthozoa; Malacalcyonacea; Nephtheidae. Gene Ontology annotation, molecular function: carboxypeptidase activity. The transcript has 7 exons. The coding region runs from base 348 to 2699 and encodes 783 amino acids. The record is from RefSeq and is a predicted model, not a curated record.
AACUGAAAACGAUCUUCCAUGAUGUGAGUACCUUCGAUUCGUUUGAUAUUCUAUCGUGUCGUGUGUUAGCAUAAUUUGAUGUUGUGUUAUACAAUGCUGUACGGUAGUGUAGUGUGAUAUUUUAUAAUAAUAUCAAUCCUGGGGGUAUUUUAACUCGUAACAAAUUAAAUGUCAAGUCCAGAGCGCUGCUGAAUUCAUCAAAAUUGGAUACGAAUUUACCGCGAAGACAAGGUUUGUGUGUGAUGAAUCUGAACGCAUUUAUUGACUAGCGAUCAAACCGACUCUAAGAACUUUCAUUUCUCUCGAAUCUUUCUACCCCAUUCUCGUCUUUUUCUGUAAACAGAAGUAUGAUAUUGUAUUUUAACAAUAAUUUCUCGUUGGGGUUACAGUGCUCGAUAAGACAUGUUCUUUCAAAGAAGGCACUUGGUUGUAUGAAAGCCCGUGGAAUGUCUUGGUUUUCAGAAAGGAAGAUAAUGUACAAAAGAAUGGAAUUAGAGAAGUACCAUUACACUGUUGAGUGCACAAUGUGUUGUCUGAUUACCUUCCACUCAGGCUUCGUCCGUUCUUUUCCGUUCGUAAAAGGAAUCCUCUUGGCUAUUCUCAUUGGGUUCCUCCUGGGCUACUUUCUUCCAAAAUGUGACGACAACGACAACGACACGACAAAAACUAGGACAAACGGAUAUGACGGAUCGCCAAUCAAUAGAAUCAUGUCUGUGAUGAAUAGCAAAGCUAUAGAAAACAUCUCAAGGGAGUUUUCCAGUGCCCCGCAUCUGGCAGCAUCACCGAGAGACAUGAAAAUGGCGAAAAUUAUAGAAAAACGUUGGAAAGAUCAUGGUUUUGAUGACGUGGAAUUGCCAACAUACGAAGUGUUACUGUCAUUUCCGAAUAACACAAUGCCCAAUAAAGUGCACAUUAUUAACCAGACUGGAGAAUCGAUAUUUGAGACGUCUGCUCGUCGUGAUGCAGAUGGGGUGCCAUCAUUUUUGGGAUACUCUGGUUCAGGCGUAGUUACAGGAGAUUUGAUUUAUGUAAACUAUGGGAGGAAAGAAGAUUUUGAAAAACUGAAGAACAAUAGUAUAUUUUUGAAUGGUUCUAUUGCUAUCAUGCGGUAUGGAUGGAUUUUCAGGGGCAGCAAGGUUUCCAUGGCAUAUGCGAAUGGCGCCAAAGGUGUGAUUUUGUACUCAGAUCCCGCAGAUUACGCGUCAAAUGAUUAUCAAUCCUGGUGGUUAUCGCCUAACGCUGUACAAAGAGGCUCGGUUUAUCCCGGACCAACGUUUGGUGAUCCCCUUACCCAUGGGUUACCCUCGACACCCGGCAUGUUCCGCCGUUCUCGUGAUGAUGUCCGCCUGCCAAAAAUUCCUGUUCAUGUUAUUAGUUAUAAAGAAGCUGAACAAUUUCUCAAGGGAAUGAAAGGCCCUGAAGUGCCGGAUACAUGGAAAGGAAAGCUGAAUGUCACUUAUCGUUUUGGUCCCGGUUUCCAAGAAUCCGGAAAUAAAGUAAGAUUAGAAGUCCAUUCUGAGAAUGUUCUUAAGAAUGUUUCCAAUGUAAUUGGUACAAUUAAAGGAAGCUUGGAACCAGAUCGAGUGGUUCUAAUUGGUUCUCAUCGUGAUGCCUGGACGAAAGGGGUCGUGGAUUCUAUCAGUGGUACAUCAGUGAUAAUGGAGAUUGCGCGUGCAGUGGGCGCGCUUCUGAGCUCUGGAUGGCGCCCGCGACGUACAAUCAAGUUUUGCAGCUGGUCAGCGGAGGAAUACGCUCUUAUUGGCUCGACAGAGUACGUGGAACAAAACUACAAGCUCCUGUCGGAACGUGCGGUUGCUUACCUCAAUCUCGACUUAGCUGUUUGUGGUAACUUCACUUUGAAAACGUACUCGAGUCCUUUACUAAACAACCUGAUCCUAGAUGCUAUAAGGAACAUAAGCGACCCAUUUGACGACAAAAGGACAUUAUAUGAUGUCAUGACUAAGCGGAACCAUGCUCAGGGAAAACCGAACUUAAUGACGUUGGCAACUUUCAGUGACUAUGCACCUUUUUAUCAGUAUUUAGCCAUACCUUCUAUUGAUUAUGGAUACUUCUAUAUCGACAGCACGAAGCAGCCAAAACCUUAUCCAAUAUACCAUUCACUGGAAGAAACUUACGAUUGGAUGAAACAAAACCUAGAUCCAAAUUAUAACAUUCAUUUAACUCUCGCCAAAUUAGGAGCAACGUUUCUUCUCAGCUUAGCAGAUGAUCCAUUACUGCCCAUGAACAGUGCGUCAGAUUACACUAAAAUACUAAACAGAUCUCUCAACUACGUCACUGAACACUUUAGUGGGAUUCUGAAAGGUAGAAAUAUCUCACUUUUAUUUCUGAAGAAUGCUGUCGAAAAUUUCCAAAAAGUGUCAAGAGAAUUUGAGAAACACUUGAAGGAACACCAAAAAGAAAAUGAUUUCAGAAAAUUGCGUGUUUUAAAUGACCAAAUGAUGCAAGUUGAAAAAGCUUUCCUUCAUUCAGAUGGCUUGCCUGGAAGGAGAGAAUUUAAACAUCUUAUUUUCGCUCCUAGUUUAUCGAAUACAUACGCCAGUGCCAAUUUCCCAGGUGUCACAGACGCUCUUGCGCAAUGUGAAAAUAAUGCGACACAAUGUAAUGACAUUGAAUUUCAAAUCUCCUUAAUCAUACACAAUAUACAGCAAGCUGUGGAUAUAAUGAAGCCCAUUUUGUAACGAAUUUCAUGGCGGAUCUUUAGAGUAGGGUAGUAAGGGGAUCGAGAGGGAAAAUAGGUGUCACAAACAGCAGAUGGUGGUCAAUUCCAGAAAUGCUGAAAGUCAGAACGUAAGAACAGUUCGUAUUUGAGAACUUUGAGAAUAUUGCGAGUUACAAGCUUCACUACAUUUGCAAAUUGGGUGAAAGUGGGUUAUUGUAGUACAAUGAGAGAAAGCUGUGACAGCCUGAAUUUUGAAAUUAUAAUUUGAAAUUAUAUGGUUUUUAGUAAUUACGGCUGAUUGACCACCAUCAGGUAAAUGAUGGUCAGUAAAUUUAACCAUUUCAAGAAUAUCAAUUUUUCGAGAUUACUCUCGCAAGAGAGGUGCAUGAUUCUCAUCUUACGUACAAAAUUAUGAUGUUAAAUAUUUCAUUGAAUGCUGUAAAAAUAUUAGAUUAGAUGGUCAUAGAACAUUUUGUAUGCACUUAUAUUUUUGUAACUUUUUAAUCAAAAUUUAAUUAAUCCCCUGUAUUAUAUUAUUCAAAUUAAUAUCGAAAAUUUUUUUUUCAUGAGGUUUGGAGAGUUUUAUCUUUAAUUAAUAUGAUUGCUUCAAUUUUUAAAAAAAUCUAAAAUUUUGUUCACGGAUUUGCGCUCGAGAAGCGAGAUCAGUUUGUGCCCGAGCAUAAUUUUAGAACAUUCACCGAAUCGGUUUAUAGUGUUAUACGAUUUUGAUAAAGCACUGACCAUUGCCAAUGUUUGCAAUAAAAACAUCGUCUAUUUCAA